CCCGCCUUUUCCUGUUGUCAGGCUCCAAGUCUGUUAUAGUAUAGCGCUGGAGUUGGAGUAAAUUGAUGGUGCUGUUAGAGAGAGGAGCUGUGGAUGCUGAAGCCCAGACUCGUUCACUAAAAUACUAAAGUUUUGGCUAGCACUCCCACCAUGCAGUGCUCCCUGUUUUGGGCUGUAGAUGUCUAUGGGAAGGUAUACAGCCUAGGCACCGCUAGGGGGCGCUGGCAGCAAUACAAGGACAAUCAACUGGAGCUGAAACGCGUCACUGCUUCUGAUCUGUGCUGCUGGGCCAUCGGUUUCGAUCAACAGGUCUACCUCAAUGUGCUCCCCGGCGACGUGGCCAUACGUCAUCAGGAGGAGACUUACGAGAACCAGAGAUGGAACCCAAUAGAAGGAUAUACAGACACACUCCUGCCCACUGAUCGCUGGCCGUGGACGGACGAGUUUGGCAUGAAACCUCAGCCGCUGCACAGCUUCCACCUGCCGUCUGAGAAUUGGGAGUGGGAGGGAGACUGGUACGUGGAUGAUGAGAGCUGUGGCAGAGAGUCCGUAGCUACUGGGGGCUGGGAAUAUGCUGUGGACUUCCCUACAUCCUUCACUAAAGAGAAGAAGUGGAACUCAUGUGUCCGGCGCAGGCGAUGGCUUCGUUACAGGAGAUAUAAAGCACUGGGACUGUGGGCAAAGGUGCCUUUAGACAAGGGCCGGCCUCCUCCAGAGCCCUUCACUGACAUUAGCUGUGGAGGCUGGGAUAUGGGCGACAGACCAGAGAAACCCGUGUCCCUUUGGGCUGUUUCUCAGCAGGGAAAGGUCUGGUUUCGUUCAGGAAUUCAUCAGCAGGAUCCAGAGGGAAUAGUUUGGGAAAAUGUCCCUGUUCCUGAUUCCACAGAGGUGGCCCAGAUAAGUGCUGGUCCAGGAGACCUGCUGUGGGCCGUACUAUGGGAUGGACAGCUUCUCGCCAGGACAGGCAUCAGCAAGCGUUUGCCAAAAGGUACUUCAUGGGUGAUGGUGGAUCCUCCAAGUAAUACCAAAGCUGUCCAUGUAGCAGUGGGGGUCGGGGUGGUCUGGGCAAUAACCAAGGACAAAAAAGUAUGGUUCAGAAGAGGCGUAAACUCCCACAAUGCCACUGGCCUUGGCUGGAUCAGUGUUGGUGGGGAGAUGAUGAUGAUCAGUGUGGGGCCCAGUGACCAGGUGUGGGGGGUUGGCAGUGAAGACAGAAGUCUUUAUUUCCGCCAAGGCGUGACCCCUACAGAGGUUACAGGAAGGGCCUGGGUCCCUGUGUGUGCCCAAAUUGACAACAGUCAUACCACCAAAAAGCCCAGUGCUGUUGGCCUCAUCAGUGCUCAAACUGCCGUGCCUACCCAGGGUCCGGUGUUGGGCUGCGAUGACUUGGACAAUGCUAUCAUUUCCAAAGUCACCAGUGACCGCAGUGUAUCAGCCCUGGGGGCUGAACAUGCCACUUCUUUGCUUGAAGCUGAUCAGGAGGAAGCGGAAGCGGCCGGCGUGCCUCGCCAGAAUUCUGAGCUCCGCUGCAGCCAACCAAAAAGCAGCGAGCUGCCAUGGAGUAAUGUGGAUCUGGCAGAGAUGAAAAUUCCCUUAGCCAACGCGACAGAGAAAUCUGUGGCUGUGUAUCCCAUGGAGCUGGGAGAAGUCAUGAAGCAGGAGGAGCAGCCACCAUGGGCAUGGAUCACUGCAGGACAAUGUGAGAUAGAGUCCAACAUCAACAGCUGGCUGGAAAUGCCAGAUCUGUCUCCCUCAAUUACUCCUGCUCUUAGCAUUGCAGGUGACCAAGGCCGUCUGGAAGAGAAAACACUGCGGGAAAAUGACAACACUAUGGAGAGGUUUGUCAUUGUGAAAAAAACAGCCAUGUGCUGGCGGAGGGAUUGGCAGCCCCAUCAACUGGAGGAGGUGUGUGUGACUCUGGAGCAGGUCAGGGGUGGUGGAGCUCCCAAUGAUGACAUCAUCUACAUUUACUAUACCCACAACCAGGAAAGGAAGUAUCUGUAUGCUGUGAUAAGCGAAGUCACGGCUCUUGUUCCAGUACACUGGGAGUCGAUGUACGCUCUGGCUAUUUAUACACCUGAGAGGACAAGACAAAGAUGGCCUAUUUUACUAUCUACAGAAUCCCAAGAAGACAUGGAGAGCUGGCUGUCUAUGUUGAAUGAAUCUUGCUGUGAGGCUAGAGCACUUCAGGUCCCUCCAUCCAGACAAGCCCUGUGGGCUGUUACGACCAAAGGGGAUAUCAUGGUGCAUGAGCCUUCACCCUGCUUAGAAGCUCCUGCUCAGUACUUUCCCUGUGAACAGAUGUUCUGGCGCCAGGUUCCUGGCCACCUUCUUUGGGUGGAAUCUAACAGUCUGGGUGUGGUUUGGGGAAUCGGCUAUGAUCGCACAGCCUGGGUCUACACAAGGGGUCACGGUGAUAACCAAGCUCAGGAUAACAAAAUGAACCAGCAAACCCUGACCGAUAUCAGAAACAUUUACAUCUAUGAGAACCAGCGCUGGAACCCUGUCACAGGAUACACAAAUAAGGGUCUACCUACGGACCGUUACAUGUGGAGUGAUGCGACUGGACUGAAGGAAUGCACCAAGGAGAGCACUAAACCCCCCUCUCCAGAAUGGAAAUGGGUAUCAGACUGGGUUAUUGACUAUAGCACUCCAGGAGGGACGGAUAAAGAAGGCUGGCAAUAUGCUGCAGAUUUCCCAGUGACAUUCCACGGUAAUAAGACCCUGAAGGACUUUGUUAGACGAAGACGAUGGGUCAGGAAGUGUAAAAUAACUAUAACUGGGCCAUGGCAGAAGGUGCCACCCAUCCUUAUUACUGAUGUCACCAUCCUGCCGUGUCUGGCCCAGAGCAGCUUGGAGCAGGUACCUGUGUGGGCCAUCAGUGAGAAAGGAGAUGUCUUAUGUCGUCUGGGAGUCACUGCAGAGAACCCAGCUGGUGGUUCAUGGCUCCAUGUUGGGACAGAUCAACCCUUUAAGUCUAUAUCCAUUGGAGGAGGACACCAGGUGUGGGCCAUCGCCCGGGACGGAGCAGUCUUCUACCGCGGCUCAGUUUCAGCCCAGAACCCUGCAGGCGAAUGCUGGUACCACAUCCCCUCUCCAAACAGACAGACUCUCAGACAGGUGGCUGUGGGCAGGACGUCUGUAUAUGCUGUUGAUGAAACCGGCAAUCUAUGGUAUAGACAGGGUCUGACCCCGAGUUAUCCUCAGGGAUCUGCAUGGGAGCUCAUCUGUGGUAAUGUGUGCAAAGUCUCGAUCGGACCACUGGACCAGGUUUGGAUAAUUGCUGAUAAGGUUCCAGGUCAUCCAGCAGAAAGUUCUGGCACUGUGUGCCACAGGCUGGGUGUGCAGCCCAUGCAGCCUAAAGGCUUAUCAUGGGACUUUGGAAUUGGCGGUGGAUGGGAACAUCUGUCAGUGAGAGGAAACUCCACCGAAGCCCAGCGCAUCGUCCCUCCCAGCCCUCAGACCAGCAGGAGGCAGGAGCAGGUGAAUGGCAGUGGUGUGAGGUGUUAAGACUCUUCACUCACCUUCACCACCAUGUCCCACAGUGCUCACUUUUACACCCUCUUAGAGGCACUUUCUGUAUUUGUUCUGGGUGUCUGUUUGUAUCUGUGUGUUAAUUAAACAAGCCGCCUUCUUUUUUUAAACAUAUUUAUUUUCUCACUCAUUUUCAGUAACAGUUUUUCCCUGGUCAGGGUUACGAGUCUCUCCUGGCAAUACUGGGCACUUGGCAGGAAGAAAAAAAAAAAAAAAAGCCCCCACCAUGGGGCUCCAUGCAUUUACACCCAGGGGCAGUUUAUCUUGGGAGAAAACUAACAGACCUGAAGGAAAUACUAAUCAGGGAGAACAUACACACAAAUGAAAAAUAGUAACCUGACUUUAGCGUCAAACCAGGGUGUCUGGAGCAGUGAUUCAUGACAUUACCUCCUGCACCACCAGGCACACAGUAUUUAUUUUGGUUUUAUUUAAAUUAUGAUCUGCUACUUCUUUACAUCACCAUGGUCUUUGAAUUAUGUUAUGUCUAUUUAUAUCUACAAAAGGCUCACACAUAUGAUGCUGUCAGUGAUCAUGUUUCCCUUUUGAUUGCUAUAUCAAACUUGAACUACUGACUGUUUAUGAAAUUUAAUAAUAUUCACUGUGUGCAUGAUUUUUUUUUUUUGCACUAAAAAUAAAUAAAUAUACAAACUUUGAAACA
Clarias gariepinus (North African catfish) is the source of this 4192-nucleotide messenger RNA. RefSeq names its product tectonin beta-propeller repeat containing 1b (gene tecpr1b). The transcript is spliced from 25 exons. Bases 151 to 3510 code for a protein of 1119 amino acids. Gene Ontology annotation, cellular component: membrane. NCBI's taxonomy places the organism in Eukaryota, Metazoa, Chordata, Actinopteri, Siluriformes, Clariidae. The record is from RefSeq and is a predicted model, not a curated record.